AUGAAUGUGACAAAUGAUGGAUGGGGAUGCACCAUAGAACAUUUUAAUCGAAUGCAUCCUCCCACCUUCGAUGGUCGGGGCGACGCAACCCUAGCAGAAGACUGGAUCCAAGAUAUCGAGGAGAUAAUCCGCGUUAUAAACUGCACGGAUGAACAGAAGGUUCUAUACUCUGCUUUCAAACUAACGAGAGAAGCAAAAAGAUGGUGGAGUUCUGAAAGAACCAUCAGAGAAGCGGAAGGGACGGAAAUAGUCCGUUGGGUGCACUUCAAGCAGGUCUUUCUGGAACACUUUUUCCCAACCUUAGUUCUAGAUGACAAGGCUAUGGAGUUUGCUAAUUUCGUACAGGGAGCUUUGACAGUACACCAGUACGCAGCUAGAUUUAUCGAGUUAUCACGUUUUGCUGCAUAUUUGAUCCCUGAUGAGGAGAAGAAGGCUCGUAAGUUUGAACAAGGGCUGAAUGAAAAGAUUUAUGAACUUUCAAAUCCGGAACUUCUCAGAGUUGGUGAAUAA
Molecule: messenger RNA, 510 nt
Organism: Juglans microcarpa x Juglans regia
Lineage: Eukaryota; Viridiplantae; Streptophyta; Magnoliopsida; Fagales; Juglandaceae
Exons: 1
Coding region: 1-510 (169 amino acids)
Source: RefSeq, a predicted model, not a curated record